Messenger RNA from Anopheles cruzii, 4002 nucleotides. RefSeq names its product beta-1,4-mannosyltransferase egh. The coding region runs from base 1030 to 2406 and encodes 458 amino acids. Gene Ontology annotation, cellular component: cytoplasm. Gene Ontology annotation, molecular function: beta-1,4-mannosyltransferase activity. Lineage: Eukaryota; Metazoa; Arthropoda; Insecta; Diptera; Culicidae. The transcript is spliced from 4 exons. The record is from RefSeq and is a predicted model, not a curated record.
UUCUCGGCUCGGUUCGCAUCGCUAUGCGCGGCAAGUGACCCGUUCGUAUCGGCUCGGGUGGUGUUGGAGGCAGUUUCAGUGGGCGCACACGUCGUCCGGUCGUCGGUCACUCGGUUCGCUGAUGCCGGAAGCGCUACGAAAUAAUUGUCUGUGAUAGCGAAUGAGUUCGCGAGAAAGUGUGCAUGAAAAAGUGCCCGGUGCAGGCGGGAAGGAAAGUGGCCAAAUUUCCAUCGGUGGCAACGACGCAGCUUCGCGGCUUCCACACGCAACCAAUCAGCCAAUCAGCAGUAGCACACCCAGAUUCUGCAUCCAUUCAACAAAAGAACAACCAACCGGCCGAACCGAAAGGGUGAUCACCGUCCAAGCAGCGAAAUAAAAUCAAACCCAACCCAGGUGCCCCGAGUGGAUACGAGCGCGCGCGUACGACCUGUGCGAAUGUGGGGUUGAGCGAGCAUCACAGAUACCGUGGCGCAGUAACCACCAUAUCGCCAGAAAUUGUAAUAAAGAAGAAAGCGCAUCGGAUCCUAAAGAAGGCACCUGGCUCCAUCGUGUUGUAUUAGCCCAUUCUCCAUCGUCCCGUGAAAAAGCUCGAAUAGCAGAUUCCAACGGAAAGCAUUGUCACGUCACGGCGUCACGUCACGUGCGCGUUGACGUUAGCGCAGUGCCUUUCGGCGGCUUCGGCCGAUCAUUGCAACCGUUGCACCGAACUGCGCUCUAUCUGAUUGCAUCUCUUCCUCAAUACAACUAGAUCGACAGGGAUGCCACUUGAACACUUCUGGUGAUUAUUGUCGGUGCGCUACUGACCCGGACGGGGAGGCUUUCAUCAGUACACAAAAAGCCUCCAACGACGGUGUGCGUAGCGAAUCGGUUUCAUCCAAAGCAUAACAAUUCGACUAAUCCCACUGGCGGCCGAUGAUCAUCUUCAGUCCAGUUUAACCCAUAGUAUCCUGUUCACCCGACCCGCCUGAAUAUCCUGGUCAGCUUCUACUCCAACUCGAACCGAAACGCGAGACAACAACCGUCGCAACAAUGCUAAAUUCUGCCUCGAAACAUUUGCUGCACUGCGGCCUACUACUGACUCUGUUGGUGGUGUUCGAGGUGUUCUCGGGUGGUAUCAAGGUGAACGAGAACUCUUUCGUGUCGAUCGAUCCUUGGGCCGAGUACGGUUCGUUGGCGACCGUUAUCCUGUACCUGCUCCGGGUGCUUACAUUUCUCACCCUGCCGCAAGUGUUGUUCAACUUCUUCGGACUGAUCAUCUACAAUGCCUUCCCGGAGAAGGUGGUGCUGAAGGGUUCCCCGCUGCUAGCACCAUUCAUCUGUAUCCGGGUGGUCACCCGGGGUGACUACGCCGACCUGGUGCAGUCGAAUGUACUGCGCAACAUGAACACUUGCCUCGACACGGGGCUGGAGAACUUCCUCAUCGAGGUGGUGACGGACAAGCCGAUCGGGUUGCCGAAGCACCGGCGGACACGCGAGAUCGUCGUGCCGAAAGAGUAUAAAACCAAGAGCGGGGCCAUGUUUAAGGCGCGCGCCUUGCAGUACUGUCUGGAGGAGAGCGUCAACGUGCUGAACAACAACGACUGGGUGGUGCAUCUGGACGAGGAAACGCUGCUGACGGAAAACAGUGUGCGGGGCAUCAUCAACUUCGUGCUCGACGGCAAGCACCCGUUUGGGCAAGGGCUGAUUACAUACGCGAACGAAAACGUCGUCAACUGGCUGACGACACUCGCCGACAGCUUCCGAGUGUCGGACGAUAUGGGCAAGCUGCGUCUGCAGUUCAAACUGUUCCAUAGGCCGUUCUUCAGCUGGAAGGGCAGCUACGUGGUGACACAGGUGCACGCUGAGAAAGACGUUUCGUUCGACAAUGGGAUCGACGGGUCGGUAGCGGAAGACUGUUUCUUCGCGAUGCGUGCCUUCGCCCAAGGCUACACCUUCGACUUCAUCGAGGGAGAAAUGUACGAGAAAUCGCCCUUCACGCUCGUCGACUUCCUGCAGCAGCGGAAGCGCUGGUUGCAAGGCAUCCUACUGGUCGUGCGUUCGCCCAUGAUACCGGUGUGCAACAAGCUGCUACUUGGCAUCAGUCUUUGCUCUUGGAUAACGAUGCCUCUGUCCACCUCCAACAUGGUGUUUGCCGCUCUCUACCCAAUUCCCUGCCCGAACGUGAUCGAUUUUGUAUGCGCCUUCAUCGCCGGAUUCAAUAUCUACAUGUAUGUGUUCGGUGUGAUCAAAUCGUUCUCGUUGUACCGCUUCGGAGUGGUCAAGUUUCUGGCCUGUGUGCUCGGGGCGCUCUGCACCAUACCGAUCAAUGUGGUGAUCGAGAACGUGGCCGUCAUUUGGGGCCUGAUCGGGAAAAAGAACAAAUUCUACGUGGUACAGAAGGACGUACGGGCGCUCGUGACGGUGUAGAGAUCGAGUAGCGAAGCGACAGCGGGGCACGACGCGUGAGCUGUAGAAAACGCCGCAAGUUGGACGCCGACGGACGGAUACGAAGCAAAGGGAAAAGUGUGAUUCUGAAUGUAUUGCAUUCUUUUUCGCCAGUAGCUCCCCUUUUCUGUAGCUUUACAUGCACUUAUUACGCCCCGUAUUAUUAUUGCUCCUGCGCGAGCCAGUCAAUGUAUGUCUUUAACUGUUUCAUUUUUAUUAGCGACUUUUUUGUCGCUACACUAUGUUAAAUAUUAGACUAAUGUGCCCAGCGCAGCGGUUUCGUUCGCAGUUUUGUGAUUUUUGUUCCACCGUAGGAAUCUUAUUCAAACAAAAAAAAAACAAACAAACUAGUUUCUAUUGCAAGCAAAUUUUCCAGGGUUUUAGUUUUCCUUUCACCACAUUGUACUUCAUGUAGAAGUUAGGUGGUCAGAGGAUAGAAACGGAAUAGUCGUUUGCUUAAAGGGCAUCAUUAUUUACCUCAUAAUUACCUCAUAUAUGCUAAAUUUAAUUAUUCGCGAGGAGUUGGCUAGGGUGAGCAACCCUAGAAACUUUCAAAUACAACAAAAAAAGGUUUUACUUCAUAUUUAUAUAUCGGUAUUGGAAAAGAUGAUUGAAAAAUGUUCUCCACUGGUCCGCCGGAAUAGGCUCCCCGUUAAUAGACAAAAUGUUCAGCAAGCCUGUACGAAAAAUGAAGCCAGUCUCAAAAGACAAAGACCCAAGAAAAACUGUCAGUAGAUCUACUGUUGGUCCUGCAAGGAGCGCACUGGCGUCGGAUGCACUUCUGGACAACAGCACAAAUCGCAGUGAAAUCACUUCAUUAUAUUUGCGCUCGUAAUGAUCAUUUAUUUAAGGAGGGUAGGAGGGUGAAGGCUACUGGCGGUCGUUCACGAGGAACUCUUCUGUCUUUUGAGUUAUUUAUGAUUUUCUCACAAUAGAAGCGCCGUUUAAACGUAAGCUAUACCGUUACGUCCUGUAGAUGAUAAAGGCAGUGGGCAAAUUUUAGGAAAAAGAACGACGAUACGAUGAUACUGUGCAUUGACGGUAAGCAGGGUCAGUAAAGUUAGAUGUCUACUACCAUUGCCGUCUCAUGAUUACCUAAACUCCGGGCGGUGUCUAGUUCCCGUAAAGUUCGUUAAAAUCACAUUGAGAACGCUAACAACUGCCGUCCCCAUCAUGUACACAAGUGCAUGGCAAAGGGGUGUCUAUAACAACUUUAUAUAAAAAAGCAGCUCCGUUAGAUGACGACGCGUGUAAAACUCACUAGCUGUUAACGCAGUUUGCGUUGGGUUGUUAACGUUCUUAAUUUGAUUGUAUUGAACUAUGUAAGGGCCACGACUUGGUAUUAUCCGGAUUUUAUGUAGCUUCGGUGCGGCGGUGCUAGCAGGCAAUUGAAUUUCAGGAUCAGUUCACGAGAGGCGCUUUCACAAAUGAAUCCAGUGCGAUUAUAAUAAAAUUGUGUGUUUAGUAACACGAGUAAUUCAAAUUCACGAUAAAAGUCCCACAGAAUGGGAGCAAAGAUCUUAAACGCAAUUGGUUGACAAAUUGGUUGAUCGAAUCGGAAGGCACACGCGAGGUAAA